UAAAGCUUCGGACUGCUGCCGCUUCUUCCUUCUUUCUUCAUCACCAGAGCGGGACUCCCAGUGCGGGGUUAGUGUUGCUGCCGAAGCUCCUUGGACACCGGAACCGGAUCAAAUUGGACACGGGCCUCUAGAUAUAAUUACACUUUUUGUGAGGGGUAAAAUAUUACCCAGCAUUCAAAGUCUGAAAGAGUUUCACUUCACCAAAGAAGUUAGAAGACUGUAACCAGGAGGCGGUGUUCUCGAGCGGACAGGACGCCUCCACCUCUGCACGUUUUAAAUUAACUCCAGCUCAAGUGAAGGUGUCCAACCCUGGUGUCCAACUCAACCGCAUGACUUCGCACAGACCCAGGACCUUUCUAGGAGACAAACUCCCGCCUGAUCCAUCCGAUUGAAACCGGCGUCGUCGAGCACCAUGAGCUGCUGCUGGGGUGACAUCCUGCCAAACCCGCUGACAUGGAACACCUAAAACGGAAACGGGACUGACUGCCAUGCUCCAACUCCUGCUUUAAUCGUCAACGAGACCUCGUCCCGGUCCAUUCCGAUAUUCCUCCGCACACGUCGCCCGGACCUGAACCGCUCCCAGAUUUAAAUUCGAACUGCUGCUCUCUACCUUUCCUCCCGUCCCCAUCCCUCACCCCUUCUCUGUCAGCUCUUCUGGGUUUUUUUUUUUUCUUCACCCUUCUCCUUUCAACGGAGGCGACGUCAAACACUCUGAAUUCAAACCAUGGCCGGCAGACAGCGUUUGUCCUUCCCGUCUCCCUCCCUGCUCCUUCCCGUCCUCCUUCCUGCACUGCUGCUCCUGCGCCUGCCUGCUGCGGUGAAAGGGGACUGCUGGCUGAUAGAGGGGGACAAAGGUUACGUUUGGCUGGCUAUCUGCAGUCAGAACCAGCCUCCGUACGAAACCAUCCCCCAGCACAUCAACAGCACGGUUCAUGACCUCAGGCUGAAUGACAACAAACUCAAGGCUGUGCUCUUUACCUCCAUGUUCCGUUUCACAAACCUAACUGAUCUCAAUCUGACCAAGAACGAGAUAAGCUACAUUGAGGAUGGGGCCUUUGCUGGACAGGCAAACCUUCAGGUUCUACAACUGGGCUACAACAAACUGACCAAUCUGACUGAAGGAAUGUUGAGAGGCCUAGGCCGAAUGCAAUGCCUCUUUUUACAACACAACCUCAUUGAGGUCGUUGCCACCAAUGCCUUCUGGGAGUGCCCUAACCUUAGCAGCCUGGAUUUAUCUUCAAAUAAACUGGCCCGUCUUGACCCCUCUACCUUCACUUCCCUCAACAGGCUAAUGGUUUGUGAACUAGCAGCGAACCCGUUCCAUUGUGGAUGUGAGCUCUACAGUUUUCUGACUUGGCUAGAGGAGUUCAACAAUGUCACCCACACUUAUGACCGGCUCCAAUGCGAAACUCCACCAGAACUGACAGGAUAUCCACUCCUGAGCCAAGCGCCUGGGCAGGGAAGGAAUGCUCGGAGCAUUCUUCUGUCUGCCUGUCGGGACGGUGUGAUUAUUUCAGGGAUGACCUCCCAGAUGCCAGAUCCAGAUGGCUCGGGCAUGGGUUUAGACAAUUCUGAUCCAGGUCUAUACCCUCAGCCGACCACAGCUACUGCCGAUCCCAACUAUGUUCCUCAGAUUUCCAUUAAGCUUGAGUCGGUCUCCCUGUACACGGCAUCUCUUCUUGUGCAGAUUCCAAAACCAUACACAAAGAUGUACAUCCUCUCCCAGUAUAAUGACACCUUUGCAACAGAAAUUAUGUCCCUUACAAAGAAGAAGGAGAAGAUUCCCAUAGAUAAGCUGAAACCACACACCAACUACACCUAUUGUGUGGCUUCUGGAAGUAAAACUCAACGAUACAACCAUACUUGCCUGUCUUUCACAACGCGGGCUAUGGGCCCGGAGGACCUCCGUUCUAAUCCAUCCACAACUACCCACUACAUUAUGACAAUCUUGGGAUGUCUGUUUGGUAUGGUGAUUGUGCUCGGAUUUGUCUACUACUGCCUCAGGCGGCGACGCAUCCAAGAAGAGAAGGAGAAGGCUAUAAGUGUAAAGAAAACAAUUCUGGAGAUGAGAUAUGGUUCAGAGGCAGCUGCAGCAGUGGCCAAUGACCCAGGUGCCAUUCAGCGUCUUCAGGAGCAGACUCAUCACCACCAUUCAGGAGGAGCGGGAGGCAAGCUUCCACCAUCUGCUUCUUCUAGCACCGGGAUGCUCCAUGGAUCAGCAAACACAAGCUCUUCCCGCCUCUCCACCUUGCCCCAGGUAGAAAAAAUGGCCUCUGCCUUCUCCGAGGCAAUGGGCAGCAAGAGCAAUUACAUGGAUGUGAGGACAACGGGAAUGGUCGGGGAGAGCAGAGAUGGAGUACUUGUUGCUGGAGGAGUAGGAGGUGAAGUAGUUGUUGAUAUGCGCGGUGUGACUGAAAAUGGGACAGAGGCUGGGGAAGACUCGGAUGAUGACGGUCGUGGCUCUGCAUCGGAGAUUUCCACCAUUGCUAAGGAGGUGGACAAAGUGAACCAGAUCAUUAACAAUUGCAUUGACGCCCUCAAGCUGGACGCCUCUGCCAAUAUCGUGUCGACAGCUGACGACGGUAACUCUCUGUCCUCCUCCCAGCCACCUUGCAUGGCACCUCUUUCCCGCAAUCUCCUGCCACUCUCCACUGCCUCCUCUGGAGAUCAGAUCAUGGCCUCUUCUCCGAAGGUGCAUCCAAAGUCCCAGCCACACCCUCAGCCUCAUCCUCAUCCUCAGCCGCAACCUCAGUCCCAUCCUCAGUCUCACCCACAGCUACAUCAGCAGCCUCAUCCCCCUUCUAUGGCCCCGGUGCCCCUAGUCAUGCCCCUGUCGGAGCGACCUGGCAUCAGUGGAGGUGGGUUCCUUUCCCCACCUUACCGUGACCCACCCCCAGCUAAUGCGGUACGGCCCCUUCAGAGGCAGCAGAGUGCCGACACUGCUGUAGUCAAGAAUCGUUGUGGUCCUCCUGCUGCGGUAUCCGUCAAGAACACAAGGCUGUACAGUGUGGAUAUACCGGAGCAGAGGAGUGAUCCACCCAAGUAUCCAACAGAGAAGGGGAGUCCUGCCAUUUGUGGUGGGAUGGGUGGCAGCGGGGGACAUGGUGUUGUAGGAGGCUGUGGUGGAAAUGGCAAGGGAAAUCUAAAUGGUGGUGGGGUGAAUUUAAAUGGAGGCGGAAUGGGGUGUAAUAACGGGAAUGGAAGUGGAUGUGGGGUUGUUGGGCCUGGACAGCAGCAGCAUCACUUAGAGGUUCAGCCAGACUACCACAGCUCAGAGCACCGACACUCCUUUCCUGCGCUCUACUACGAGGAUGACAACGAUUCUCCCUUACCAGCCCAAAAAGCUUCAUUUCUCAAGCCACUGGGACGUACCAAAAGGGAGGCCACAGCCACUUACUCCCAGCUCUCUCCUUCCCGUCACCAUAACUACAACUCCGGGUACUCCUCCAGUCCGGAGUACUCAUCAGAGAGCACGCUACGCAUCUGGGAGAGAUUUCGACCGUACAAGAAAAACCCACGCGAGGAAGCCUCCUACAUAGCCGCGGGCCACGCAUUGCGUAAGAAGGUGCAGUUUGCCAAGGAUGAGGAUCUUCAUGAUAUUUUGGAUUAUUGGAAGGGCGUUUCUGCCCAGCAAAAGCUGUGAGUUCGGGAGGUGAGGGGAAGAAUCAAAUGCUACAUGGGAAAUUUUAAGCUGAACACCAACAGCAGACUAAUACAGAGGUAGGAUGUGAAUCUUUCUGCAGAGCGACUUGGGUCAUUCCUCCGGCAGAUUCAGAGUUGACUAAUCUCACGAUGAUUUUGGAACAUGUCUUUGGUGACAGUUCAUUGACAUUUCAAAUGGUUCCAGAGGAUGACAUUUGUCACCACAACCCUGAGUGGUCCGUUCACCUGACAGCCUCGUACUAGGCACUUUGGUCCUUGCAGGCUUCACAGAAAUGCUAAGUACAUUCUGAUGAGCAAAGUUAACUCGGUGACAAGCGUCUUCUACCUCAUCACUGGGACACCUCAUCACUGUAGCUCAACUAUCUCAGUAGAAACAGCAGCAUUUAUAACUUAAGCUCUGUCCAUCUUUUUUUUUUCUAUUUCUAUCAAACAACCAUUCAAAGGACAUUAAUUUCACGGCACUGCUUCCACCUGGGUCUCUAUAAAACAUCAUUUAGAGCACUAAUGAGAAACUAAAUUGAAGAUUUAUUAUUUUUUGUAUUGGAAUACCUGUCUUUGGGGAAGACAUUAAGCGAUACUAAUCUGGCUUAUUGUUUUCCCUGGCAAUUAGCCAGUGUAACAGAAGGUCAGGACAGUGUUUGUUGAGCAUGCUUAUUGAUGUAAAACACCCAACUACGCAUAUUCAGUGGUGUGUGUACAUACAGGUUGUGGGUUUUGAUGUGAGAAAUCCCAUUUUAGUUGAAGAGGGAAGUAGGAGCUGAGUCAUUCUUUAUCUCAGGCUUCUGUAUAAGAGCAAAAGGUUUUGUGAUAGACAGAUUAGAUAACAACCUACAGUAGCUGGGAAGGUCUGUGAGUGUACUUGUGAAUGAGGAAGAGUUUUGCUCAUUUGGCAACGUCUAGAUGUCGUGAAGCAAAUCUUGCGAAAACUUCCAGGCAUUUUUGGCCUAUUUACAGGCACUACUCUGAAGUUGGAGCAUUUACAUGUCAAUAGGCUGAGCCAUGCCGAAAUGACUUGAGGGUGGGAUGGAAGUGCAGGUGCAAAAGCUCAUGUAGUAAAGAAUCAAGUAAUCACAUUUGGGAACAGAAGCAGACUCGGAGGAGGUUAGAGGUUUCCUGUGAACAGCCCGGCAAUAAAGAGGAGAGGCAAGCGCUUUUCUAGCUGCGGCCGUAUUCCAUCAUAAUGCUCUCGCCGACGCACAGCGGAUGCUGGAGAAAGGACUGAAGAUCCACAUGGUAUUAUUUCUGUUGCCUCUGCCCCAUGAAGGUGACAUCUCUGUGCUUGACAGCGCCCUGUUCUGGUAAAACAAACACUGGUAGCUUGCUAUGGACCAAAGUGCCCUUAGGAGGUGAGAUUUAAAGGAUUUUAAUUAUACUUGCCUAUCUUCUCUUAUGUGUGUGUUUGUUUUUUUUUAAUUAUUAUUUAAUGUGCUGUGAUGCUAUUGUAGCUGGUUGAGGGAAAACAGAGCAAGGCUUGCCAACUACCAAGGAGACUAUUAGUGUUUAUUUCUUUAACCUCCUGGAUAUUUGUUUUUAUCUUAGUUUUUUUUUUUUUUCUCAGAAUUGCUGAGUAUCAUGUCAGUACUGAAUGUCCACUGAUUACAUUUGUACCAA
Molecule: messenger RNA, 5274 nt
Organism: Poeciliopsis prolifica (blackstripe livebearer)
Lineage: Eukaryota; Metazoa; Chordata; Actinopteri; Cyprinodontiformes; Poeciliidae
Product: protein phosphatase 1 regulatory subunit 29-like
Exons: 7
Coding region: 725-3643 (972 amino acids)
Cellular component (GO): plasma membrane
Molecular function (GO): protein binding
Source: RefSeq, a predicted model, not a curated record